GACAAAAGCGGGAGUCAGAUUCAUAUAGGAGUGGCGGGGAAUAACUUCUCAUAUCCUCAUAUCACAGUCGCAAAGCCACCCCAGCGAAACUUCAAUAACUCUGCACUCCUUUCUGGACAUGGGUUGUUAUGAUUGCUGUGUCCGGUGCAUUGGGGCAGUGCCCUACCCGUCCCUGGUGGCCACCUUGCUGUGCUAUGCUGGCAUGGCAUUAUUUUGUGGCUGCGGGCACGAAGCGCUGGCCCAGACCGCAGUUCUUGUUGAGACUUACUUCGCCCGCAACCCUCAGGACUAUGAGGUCAUGGCGUCCUUUAUCAAAUAUUUCCAGUUUGUGAUCUAUGGCCUGGCAUCAUUUUUCUUCCUCUUUGGUAUCCUGCUGCUGGCUGAGGGCUUCUACACCACGAGCGCUGUCAAGCAGACCUUUGGUGAAUUCAGGAGCACCCACUGUGGACGCUGCCUCAGUCUGACGUUCAUCAUAGUGACGUAUAUCUUGGCCUUCAUCUGGCUGGUGGUGUUCGCCUUCAGUGCCAUCCCGGUCUUCUUCCUGUUCAACAUGGAGCAGACCUGCCACAACAUCAACAUCCUGGCCGAGACAACCCCCAGCAUUAAUCAGCACGGCUGGAUUUGCAUGGACGCCAGGCAGUAUGGUCUCCUUCCUUGGAAUGCAAUGCCAGGCAAAGCUUGUGGAAUGACCUUGACAUCCAUUUGCAAAACCAGCGAAUUCUACGUCACCUAUGACUUGUACAUUGCUGCAUUUGCUGGUGCUGGGGUCACUCUCUUAGCACUGUUUGUGUAUCUGUUUGCCACCACCUACAACUAUGCCGUCUUGCGGUUUCUGGGCAGAAAAGGUGUCCGUUAACCCCGACCUCUUCAUCCCAGUCAACCCCAUCUCCUGGCUACGAGAUGGACGGUCAACACCUUUCCAACCGUAGAUUUCCUUUCCUCCAAAACCUGGAAUCCCCUGCUUGUAAUUCUGUUAGGCCUGUCCGAUAACAGCAUCAGUGUUUUGUAUGAACAACAGACAGAGAGAUGAAGAUAAUUCACCCCCCAGCAGCGAAUCCUCAUCUCAGAUGAUUCUCUUAGAUUUGUUGUUCACUUUCCUUUUGCAGCUUGAUUCUUUUUUUCAUGAGGCUUCACUGGUGCAGAUGCUGUCGUCGGAUUGUGAUGUAUGAUGUUUUAUGAAUAAUUAAGAGUAAUGACACCUCAUCUGGAAAAAUACUAAAACACCAUCCAGUGUUUACUGAUGGGUACAUGGGCCUUGAAUGGGAUUUUUCCGCAGCCUCAUUAUCACCACCUUGUGUAUUGUGUGUGUACUAAAGUAUAGCUGAAUGUACAUAUGUUCUCUCCUAUCUUCCUCUUUGUGUCACUUACAAAACAUGCAAUUUUAAUGCAUUUUUGCUUUGUUUAAAUACCACUGCUGAGGUGAUGUUGCACAUGUGUAUCCAUUUCCCGGAGGUUUUUCAGUUACUGCUUGAAAUAAGCUAUUUUUAUGCCACUGAGGUGUUGACGCUUCGAUAACUUGACCCCAAGUGUUUGACGU
Pleuronectes platessa (European plaice) is the source of this 1537-nucleotide messenger RNA. RefSeq names its product proteolipid protein 1b (gene plp1b). Gene Ontology annotation, cellular component: plasma membrane; myelin sheath. NCBI's taxonomy places the organism in Eukaryota, Metazoa, Chordata, Actinopteri, Pleuronectiformes, Pleuronectidae. Gene Ontology annotation, biological process: central nervous system myelination; axon development. Gene Ontology annotation, molecular function: structural constituent of myelin sheath. The record is from RefSeq and is a predicted model, not a curated record. The transcript is spliced from 7 exons. The coding region runs from base 119 to 856 and encodes 245 amino acids.